AGCUAACACAACAACUAGGGUUUCCAGAGAUUCGACCUUCUUUUUCCUGGAGCUCCGCCGCUGUGAAACUACUCAAGAUCCAAAAUGCCGUCGCACAAGACGUUGAGGAUCAAGUUGAAACUCGGGAAGAAGAUGAGGCAAAACAGGCCAAUCCCCCACUGGAUUCGUCUCCGCACUGACAACACGAUCAGGUACAAUGCCAAGCGCAGACACUGGCGCCGAACUAAGCUAGGAUUUUGAGAAUCUUUCAAGUUAUUUUAUUUUAGGUAUUUUGCCUUGUGUCAUUUUUGAGAUUAUGAUGAAACUUCUUUUCUUGUUAUUUCCUUUUGCAAGAUACGAUUCUCUGAACUACUGAUGUUAUUCCGUUUGAAUCGAAAUGUUUGAUUUUCAAUUUGAUUA
Impatiens glandulifera is the source of this 399-nucleotide messenger RNA. RefSeq names its product 60S ribosomal protein L39-1-like. The transcript is spliced from 3 exons. The record is from RefSeq and is a predicted model, not a curated record. Gene Ontology annotation, cellular component: cytosolic large ribosomal subunit; ribosome. NCBI's taxonomy places the organism in Eukaryota, Viridiplantae, Streptophyta, Magnoliopsida, Ericales, Balsaminaceae. Bases 85 to 240 code for a protein of 51 amino acids. Gene Ontology annotation, biological process: translation. Gene Ontology annotation, molecular function: structural constituent of ribosome.